Musa acuminata AAA Group (dessert banana) is the source of this 4588-nucleotide messenger RNA. RefSeq lists its product as uncharacterized. The coding region runs from base 98 to 1525 and encodes 475 amino acids. Gene Ontology annotation, cellular component: cytosol. NCBI's taxonomy places the organism in Eukaryota, Viridiplantae, Streptophyta, Magnoliopsida, Zingiberales, Musaceae. The record is from RefSeq and is a predicted model, not a curated record. The transcript has 4 exons.
UUAAGUCAAGAAAUUGACGAGCCAAAUAUCACUCCUCAUCCUUCCGAUGUAAAUCCACUCUCUCUGACACCCUCGAAGUCGGUAAUCGGUCUCAGUUAUGGCGAUGGAAAACGAUCGACGCACAGCAGGAGUGGACGAAGACGAGAGCGACGAAGCCCUAGAAUUCCUUCUAGAAGCUUCUAAAACCCCCGGGGGACGCGCCCACCUUGCCUCCACCGGAGCCCUCGCCGCGGCGCUCCGCCGCGUUUCCUCCGACACCUCGUCCGCCCUCCUCCCCUCCCUCCGCCUCGUCAGGAACCUCUGCGCCGGGGAUGCCGUCCACCAGGACGCCUUCGUCGAACUCGGCGGUCCCGAUCGAAUCGCCUCCGUCCUGUUGAGCACGCCGCCGGCGUCGCCGGACGUCGCCCGUGUCGCGCUGCAGGCGAUUGGGAACCUCGCCUGUGGUGGAGAGGCACAACGGUCCGCCGUGUGGGCCUGCUUCUUCCCGGCCUUGUUCCUCGCAGCGGCUCGGUACCGGGACCCGGCGGUUUGCGAUCCCCUUUGCAUGGUUUUGGAUACGUGCUGUUCAUCCGAGGGGGGGCAUCGGAGGUUGGCGGAGCUUUGCGAGACCAAGACCGGACUGCCAAUUAUUCUGGAGAUCGUCACCACAGCUUGCCGAGCUGGUCAUCAAGAGGAGUGGUUGGAUUGGCUCCUUUGCAAAGUUUGCAUCGAAGAGGCAUACCUUUCACGUCUUUUUCAAGGAUUAGCCUCACCAAGUACAGAUAACUCCAUUGAUGCUCAGUGCAGAUAUUCCUUCUUCACUAGAGAGCAGGCAUUCCUUCUUGGAAUGCUAUCAGAAUACUUGAGUAAUCGACCUAAAGAUGUUUCCAUGAUUUCCAGUCCUUUUGCACUUGAAGUUCUGAAAGUUCUAGAUACAGCUUCUGCAAUUGUUGACUUUUCAUCUCGAGGAAGUUCUGAUGUACCCACUGGCUUCCCUGCAAUUGAUGUUCUAGGCUAUUCUCUUACAAUUUUGAGGCAUAUUUGUGCUUGGGAAAAUGAUAUUGCUCAUGCUACAGAAGCCCCUGUCGACUUGUUGCUAUCUGCAGGCCUUCUACAACUUCUUUUACGUUUACUUGGUGAACUUGAGCCACCAGCCAUUAUAAGAAAAUCCAUGACAAACGCGGAUCACUUUAUACAGUCAUCAACGGCUUUAAAGGUCUGCCCUUAUAAGGGGUUCCGGAGAGAUUUAGUAUCCGUUAUUGGAAAUUGUCUACACGGAAGGAAGCAAGUUCAGGUGGAGAUCAGACAGCAAAAUGCAAUUCCUUUGCUUUUGCAACAGUGUGUUGUUGAUGAAGACAACCCCUUUCUAAGAGAAUGGGGACUAUGGUCAAUGAGGAACUUGCUAGAGGGAAAUCCAGAAAACCAGCAUGAAGUAGCUCAACUGCAGCUGCAAGAGCCUGUCAAUACACCUGAAAUUGCUGGAAUAGGCCUAAGAGUCGAAAUAGAUGAGAAAACUGGACACCCGAAGCUGGUAAAUAUUGUAUGAGGUACGCUUCUUUGGCAAUUGUGCCCACAAUGGGCACUAGCCUGGUUAAGCUUGGAAUUAGUGGAUCAAUUCAGUCUGCAGUGUUGUUUUUUUGGCUGGUCUAGCAACUGCAGAACUCCUAAUAUUUUAUUUGCCCUCUCUAACAACAGAUGUACUAUGAAUUUAGUUUCCAUAAUUCUUGUUAUGCAACACUAUUUCAUGGAAAAUACAUGGUUUUAUAUGCACACAAUGCUUUUCUCUAAGACCUUAUUUAUAAUGACUUUGUGAAUAUACUUGCCAAGUCAUAAGGAAAUCAUGUUGAUACUCUAUUCUUGCUGGUAAGAUUUUCAUCAUCUAGUCAUUUUUCCAGUUUAUCCAAUAAACUUAUGAAUUUCUAACUUCCUACUGUGAUCUUUAGAGAAUGGAGUAUGAAGUUCUCAGACAAGUUUGUUCAGACUUGUCAGGUACAAAUCCAUACCUGGUGCCUGACAUGAUUAAAGGCAAUGUAUCACAUUUUUAAAUGUUUUUCUGUAUAACUCCAUCAUAUCUAUAAAAGGAAUUCUGCUUUUGUUACUUAUUUAACCCAUGUUCAUUUUAGAUGAUAGAUAGGCUUUCGAUAACAUGAACUAAUAUUUAUUAAGGACAACUUAUGUUUGGGUAAGUAUAUGUUCAUUUGCUGUUAAGUUGGUCACAUUAAUGCCCUUUUCUAUACAACAUGAACAAUUAAUUUAAGAAAACUGGCUGAUAAUGUUCAAAAAUAUCUUUAGAGAUGACAUAUUUACUGGAUCUAAAAAUUAAUUGGUUUUAUUAAUUGGUUAAGGUUGUAAUGUUGCAAUCCACAUGCAUUAUGUAUUCAGAUUGUAAAAGGUCCGAAGUCCGUAGAAGUACUUACAUCUAGUAGGUCUUUCCUCCUAAAACUUUAAAUGACUGCAUGCCUAAAUUAAAAUUAAGCAUAAAGGUUUCCUUAACCUAUAAAAGGGUUGUGCCUUAGUUAUCUCAUUACCUUUUAAAUUAAGUUAGCUGUUGAUUGCAACUCUAUGUUGAAAUAGCUCAAUGAUAUAUUUAGCUUCAAAACCAGCUUUGAACAUGAACCCAACAUUUUAGCUGGUAUUACAAUGCAAAAUACUUUGGCAAGAGAGGGAAUUCCCAUAAAGUAAGAACUCGUGUUUAUAGGUAGAAAGAUAACUGUUGCUGUUAAAUUUAACCAUGAACUAAGUAAUGACAAUGCUUUCCUGGAGGUAGUUUAGACGAAGGGGAAGAAUCAAGCUUGAGAUUUGUAAUGCUGAGGCAUUUCAUGAUCAAAGCUCAUAUGUUUAUAGUAAUCUUGUAUAAGUACUUUGAACAGCACAAGUUCUGAAUACAUUGUUGCCCUGCCACAUACAAUGUGUAACCAUUCUAACAAAAAUGAAGGUUCCCACCAAAAAUUUUAGUUCUGCAUGGUACUAUAAGGAUCUUGAUGUUAAGUAAAUUUCUUGAUUGCUGUACACCCUGGUGGUUCUGUUCUAUUAACACUGUAUGCUAGUAUUGUAAUAAUCAGGAGAAUUGUUCGAAAUUGUUUCACACAAACAUUGACUUGAUAUACAUUCAGCAUUGCAUUCUUGAUAAUUAGCAGAGUUUUGGCUUGUGUUCCUUUUAAAGUAUUUCUAUAUUCCAGAAAUAUUGGCUGGUUAUCUUUUCUGCAUGCUGCCGCUGCGGUUCCAGUAACUGUUUUCUGUGUAGGCUUAUUACAGCCAAUAGAAGUAAUCAUGUUGAACUCUGUUAGUACUUUAAUAAUCUGGCUGACAUUUCUUCCUUUCUAACCAAACAUUUCUUACCUUAUGAAUUAUGAUAGUUCAAAAUUAUGCCCACGAGUUCAUGUGACAUAUUUCAAGUGUUGAAGCUUUCUUUCAGUCAACUAUUGAGAAAAAUACGAGUAAAAAAGUUGUUGUUCUGUAGAUUAAUACUAAUUGUACAAUUAUCUUCGUAAUUGUAAGCAAAAAAAGCUGAUCUGUAAGGAACCCUCCUUAUGUAGGGAUUAUCUUUCUGGCAUAACUUUUUAACUACUGUCUUUCUGGUUUAUACUUUUUGAAUUUAAGCUGCAAUCCUUUUUCCCAUUUGCACCUCACAUUUAGGAGAUGUAACUUAACCAGUCAUUUCCACUUUCUGGGGCAUAUCUGCUUAACAGCUGGUUAAUUACCGUUGUUCUCUAUACUUGCUCACUCCUGGUAUUGGAGUCUGACCACAAAACAGCUUCAUAACAAGUUAUAGGAACUUUACCAUGACUCCUAGCACUAUAGUGUGUGCAGGAACCAGCAAAUGCAACUUGCAUACGCCAAAGUCCAUGAUUCCAACUUAAUUGCUGUAACUUGUAUGUUAUCCUUGGUUUACAUAUUUUAACCCUGGUGGAAGUCCUACUUUUUGCUUACUCUGAUUGUGUUUGAACUUCUUGCAUUGAUCUUCUCUUGCAGGCAAAACUCCUUUGACUAUAAACAUUGAUAUUAUUACUUUUGUCAUUCAAGUUGCUGAUCAGUCACCAAGCUUGACAGAUCAAGCAUGAGAAUGCACAGCUGGUCAGCUACAGUUAACAGUCAGUCACAAAGAAGAAUGACUGAGAGUUGUCGAGGACAUCAUGAUAAUCAUCUGUUAGCAAACUCAAUAACAGAAUGAUCUUGUACCAAAUUCAAUGAAGCUGGAUCCAGUCGAGCUGAUUGUCAACUCAAUGUCACCCCACUGUUUAUAAUUGGAUCUUGUAACGUUGGUGCGAACCUUGAUCGAGUGCAACAAGCUGUUGUGGCAUCAGAUAUGAACUCCAUCCAGCAACAAGAGCGCCCCUUACUGAUGGACUUGUGAAGAAGUUAAUCGGUGCUUCCGUAAGGUGAAGCCCAAGCCACGGAAGAUGAAACUUCCACUGCCUGCCAGGAGAGACUUUGGUGACAAGCCCGAAGCUGCUCAUGGAUGAUCUCCUAAGCAAGUAUUUGGGUAAGAUUCUUACAUAGUCAUCUUCAUUUAGUAGGAAGCUAUUCCGGUUGAGUUAACAUUUUACAAAUGAGGACCUCAUGAUUGGGUUACUAGAAAUUUGGUAAGCUUAAGCAUAUUCCAACAUUA